Messenger RNA from Olea europaea var. sylvestris, 1002 nucleotides. Its product is annotated as protein FAR1-RELATED SEQUENCE 5-like. The coding region runs from base 1 to 1002 and encodes 333 amino acids. The record is from RefSeq and is a predicted model, not a curated record. Lineage: Eukaryota; Viridiplantae; Streptophyta; Magnoliopsida; Lamiales; Oleaceae. The transcript has 3 exons. Gene Ontology annotation, molecular function: zinc ion binding. Gene Ontology annotation, biological process: regulation of DNA-templated transcription.
AUGAGUAGGCAAGCAUAUAAGGAGUUCGGAGAUGUUGUCACAUUUGACACCACAUACCUCACUAAUAAGUACGAUAUGUCAUUUGCUCCUUUUGUUGGAGUGAACCACCAUGGACAGUCGACACUCCUUGGAUGUGGUCUGGUCUCGAAUGAGGAUACAGAGACAUUUGUCUGGCUUUUUCGAACCUGGCUGCAAUGCAUGCAUGGACAGGCUCCGCAUGGGAUAGUUAUAGAUCAGGACAGGGCUAUGCAAAAUGCAAUCCAGAUUGUGUUUCCCAAUGCAAAGUAUAGAUGGUGUUUGUGGCACUUAUUGAAAAAGUUGCUUGAGAAAUUCGGAUACCAUGUGGAUAAGGGGUCUAUAUUCACUAUUAUACAAGUUUGGUCUACGAUUGGAUGUCAACUACUCAACGCAGUGAGAGUAUGCAAUGCAUUCUUCGAUGGUUAUGUACAUUCAAAGAUGACGUUGAAACAACUUGUUAAACAAUAUGAACAAGCACUGAGAAAUAAGGUUGAGAAGGAGUUUCAAGCUGACUUCAAGUCCUUCUCGCAAAUGGAAGUUCAAGAGGAGUUCACAGGUAAAAUGUACUGCAGCCUUGUUUCUUUCUCUGAUGGAGUAUCGGGGGCAACGUAUGAGGUACGGGAGGAUGUAAUACAUGACGAGCAUUCAAGAAAAAAAGCUUUUUUUUUCACAUUUCAAAGAGACAAAUGUGAAAUCAGUUGCAGUUGCCAGAACUUUGAGUUUCGAGGGAUUAUUUGCAAACAUAUGAUCGCAGUAUUGGUCCGUAAUGAUGUGAAAUCUAUACCCGAAAGAUAUAUAUUACGGAGAUGGCGACGAGAUGUGACUAGGGCCCACACGAGGGUACCAGUGAACUAUGAUGGUUUGAUUAGUACGCUUUGGCAACUGAAGUACGACAAAAUGUGUCAACGCUUUGCUACAUUGGCCGAUCUGACAGCAGAAGAUGACGCGAAAUCUGAUGCAAUAAUUGAUUGGAUUGACAGUUAA